Molecule: messenger RNA, 699 nt
Organism: Dentiscutata heterogama
Lineage: Eukaryota; Fungi; Glomeromycota; Glomeromycetes; Diversisporales; Gigasporaceae
Source: the annotation of a GenBank genome assembly
UUUACACAAGUUUUAAAUAAAGUAAAAUCUGUUUUAACUUCUGAUAUUAAGAACCAACUUGAAACAACAAAAAAUUCUAUUGAUUCUUUAAAACAUCGACUUGAUAUUUACGAACAAAAUCAGAAUAAAUUUAUUACCUCAAUGCAAUGUAUUAGUAAUGAACAUGGAAUUAAAAUACAACGUAUUGAAGAAACAUUAACAUCUACAACAACUAUAUUAGAAAAUCUGUCAACACCAUCUUCAGUACUUCAAACUACUAUGGAUAGUAUAUUACCCUAUAUUCAAAAUUGGGAUAAUAAUAUUAAUAAUAUUUUAAAUACCACAAAUAAUUCUUCAUGUGCUAUUGCCACAGCAAAUCCUAUACUUACUGCAAAGAUUCAUGAUAAAAUGCGCUAUUUUAAUAGAUUUGAUGAUUUCGAACCUCAAAUAUCUAAUAACCAUUAUAAAUCAUCUAAUCGUUUGGCUGCUUUAAAUAAAAUUCCUGAAGAACAAUUAAGUCAUCCUAAAGAUGAAGUUGAAAAAUUAUUCUCUUUUGAGGUGACAUCUCCAGAAGUAUCUGAUGUUGAAGAAAUGUUAAAUUCUGGAGGCUGUCAUUCUUACACCACUCCUAUGCCACACGAAAUUAUUAAAACAGAUGAUCCAAGGUGGACUAAUCUGCAAUCGUUAAUUCCUGCAAAACCAAAAAAUCUUCCAAUUUGG